CGGAAAGUGUCUUCAGCAAGAGCGCCUUGGAUGUUUGCUUCAAAGGCUCUUCAGAAUUGCCUUCAGCAGCUGAGAGCAAUCACCAUCACGACGAGCACUGCUCUGUACCUUCUGCAUCCAGUGAGCAAAUAGAUUGCUUUGUUGAAGAUUCAUCGUGACUGACACCCAUCUCUGCUGGUAUCUCAAGGGUGUCAUUGAGUUCGUUUGUCUCAGCCACUUUCCAUUGUGAGGCACGUGAGGUUUAUAAAAAACCGUUUUAUUUUAGAGUUAUAAAAAAUGGGGUGAAGAUUCGUAGGCAGUCAAGUAGUCGUUCAAAGGCCGCUCAAGCCUUUGAAGUUGCCCCUUUGAAGUCGUUGUGGGUGAAGUGCACAAUCAGUAAUCACUCAGCGGCUGAAUUUUCAGCCGGUCAAGUUUCGUUGGCCCCUCUCAUCAGUUUGAUUGUUGGGUGGACUCUCACCUACCCUCCUUCUUCCUGCAGAUCCUCGCCCAUAGUUCAAUUUCAUUUGGGAAGGUCUCAAGGACUUUGCUUCAUAUCUUCCAUAUACCGCCACAUCGCGAAGCAGAAGCAAGGGGGGGGUGACAGUACGGUCAGGGUUAGGAGCGCCCUUAUUUAUCCCCGUUGUUGCUCUUGGCCAAUCAACGGCCCCUAUGAUCGGGUUCGGGACAGGGCAGGCUCAAUUUGCACUGAAUCCUACAGAAGGCUUGUUGCAGUUGGUGGUGUAGUCGUCAUUCCGCACAGCUUACUGAAUGUACCUUCCAUUGGCACUGAACAAACCGAGGGACCCGAAAGACGAGACCUGUUCACUCUGACCGGGAAGAAUCUUCCCGCUGCUAGUUUGCUGAUGGUGAGCACACGAGUGGCCAAGUGCCCGUGCGCGACGUGAUUGGUUUUGGCGAGUCUGAUGGCGUCCAAUCAGCAGCAGGGGACCCAGGCGGGGGUGCGCACGCACUUUAAAACGCCGGAGGGGCGGUUUAAGGUUGGCAGGGAGAAGUCGCACCCCAGCGGGGUGAUGCACCACUCUCACAACAGGACUCCCACAAAGAUAACCUACGUAAUCCUGAAGGAGCAGCCCCGCACCCCCGCCGGCACUCCCAACCCCUCCAAGUCGUCCACUGUCUCGCGCUUCCUCGGAAGCAACGGCACGAAGCAAAGCAACGGGCGUUUCGGCCACAGCCGCACAUCCAGCUCCGGGGGGGAGAAAACGCCCCGGCGGGGAGCCCCCGAGAUCCUAGACGUUGCGCUUCCGGAUGAAGGGGGGGAGAAGACGUACGUGGUCUACAACAUCGCAGACGGCGUCUUUGUGGCGGACUAUAAGUCGCUGGAGAAGGAGCCGGUGAAGGGGAUCUUUUUCAACAACGCGCCGCCGCUGUGCCAUGCGUUUCGGGAGGGGGGGACGGGGCACGAUCUGCUUAUCGGGCUGGCGUCAGGAGACGUCUACGCAUGCUCUCUGCGCGCGCAAGUCGCCGACUCGGGGCGCAAGCUGACGGGGUCGUCGCACUUCAACAAGGAGGGUGCCGUCAGCAGCACGCGCUGUUACGGCGUGGCAUGGGUGCCGGGGCGGGACGACCACUUCGUCUCCGCGCACGCAGACGGGAACAUCUUUCUUUACGAUAAGAAUAAAGAAGGGAGUUCUGACGUCACCUUCCCUCCGAUCCGGGACACCGCGGCCUUCUCCGUGGCCCACGCACGCUCCAGCAAAAGCAACCCGAUCGCGCGGUGGCACAUCUCUGGCAGCGCCAUCAAUGACGUGGCCUUCUCCCCGGACGGCAACUACCUGGCGACCGUGGGCAGGGACGGCUGCCUGCGCAUCUUCGACUGGCAGCGGGAGGCUUUGCUGUGCGGGUGUAAGAGUUACUACGGGUCGCUGCUCUGCUGUGCCUGGAGCGGUGACAGCAAGUAUGUGUUGACCGGAGGAGAGGACGACUUGGUUUCUCUUUUCAGCCUGGAACAGCAAGCGGUCGUUGCCUGGGGAGAAGGCCACACGUCGUAUGUGAGCGGGGUGGCGUUCGACUCCCAUUGGUCGCAGCCCCCGUCAGAGGAGGGCCACGAAGCCGUGACCUACCGGUUUGGGUCGGUUGGGCAGGACACGCAGCUGCUGCUUUGGGACUUCGCCAUGGAGGAGUUCGCCUCAGUGCCACGUGGCAUCGCCACGACGCCCCUCGCCAACUCCCAAACCCUUUCUCACCCGCCGACCCCAACGGCGCCCAUUCACACCGCCAACAAGCCCCCCAACCUAGCGGCCUUGAACACCGGUUUCCAGCCCGAUGUGAAUAAGCACCCGACUCCGAGAUCCGAGGGGCCCGCAACACCUCUGGGGGGGUACACUCCGCAGGGGAACACUCCCCAUGGAGCGAACGCACAGCUUGGUGCAAGUACCCCGCUUGGUGUGAAUACUCCACACGGUGUGACCAGCCCCUACGGUGUGAACAGCUCGCAUGGUGUGAACGGGCACGGUCUUGCGCCGCCAGUGUCGAGAAAGGAGGUGCCGAAGCUGGCCCCCAUUAUGGCCCACAAGGUGCACGCUGAGCCACUGUCAGACAUCGUCUUCGUUGGGGACGCCCUGCUGACGUCAUGCCACGAGGGCGUGGUCAAAAUCUGGCAGCGGCCGAGCGGCGCAGCCGAUAGCGAGGCCGGCGCCGCGCCAGGUGGCGCAGCGACGCCCUCCAGUACGGACUCGACGCCCGUCGCGCCGGUCCGGUUGCGGGAGAGCGAGGAAAGCACGAUGUCAUUUGGGUGACGGAAACGAAACGCACGGAUAUGACGGUCUGUAAAGUGCACGGCAUAACGCAUGUCACGGGGAUGGUGUCCGGUUGAAGGAGAGGGAAGUUGACUGCUAUGCGCACGGGUGAUCAUAACGGAGUGGAAUGGAGUUUUGCGCGGACUGGAGACCACGUGAAAAACGUGGGUCCUUUGAAAGAGGCGACUACUUUAUGCAUGUCAAGAAUCAGAUAGGGCAUAUACUGGUUUAGAGCUGGUCACUGCUUGUGACGAGCAUACCUGAGGAGUCCGUGAACAUUGUGAAUGUUGGUCAUCACACCACGAGGAAGUCGGUCCCUGCUGGACUAAGAGCAUUCGCAUAUGUUAUGGUGAAUGAAACAGCAAGUCAGGCCAACGACCUUCUGGCUUGGCGGCACUCGGAG
Molecule: messenger RNA, 3141 nt
Organism: Klebsormidium nitens
Lineage: Eukaryota; Viridiplantae; Streptophyta; Klebsormidiophyceae; Klebsormidiales; Klebsormidiaceae
Source: the annotation of a GenBank genome assembly